Molecule: messenger RNA, 999 nt
Organism: Aspergillus candidus
Lineage: Eukaryota; Fungi; Ascomycota; Eurotiomycetes; Eurotiales; Aspergillaceae
Product: acyl-CoA thioesterase
Exons: 3
Coding region: 1-999 (332 amino acids)
Source: RefSeq, a predicted model, not a curated record
AUGAUGCUCGGAGACAGCUGGCUCCCUAUUAUUCUAUGUGUGCUCGUCCUCGCAUACAAGAACCUCCCCUUUGUGUGGCACAUCCGCUUCCUCCGCACCCUCAUAACCCGACUCUUCCUCGCCCCCACCACCAAGCUCCCCCUCCACCCAACCCACCUCUUCCUCCCCGCAAUCCACCACACCCGUUCCCCCGCCACAGAAUGCGACUACAACCUGCACAAGUCGAACUCGACGUACUUUACCGACCUGGACAUCUCGCGCGGCAGCCUCAGCCUCGUCCUCUUCAGCCGAUGUCUGUCAUUCAUGCCGUCGGAGGCGAACCACACCGCGGCGAUGAUUCUCAGCGGUGUGCAGUGCGUUUUUCGGAAGGAGAUUAAGCCUUAUCAGGGGUAUGAGGUGUGGACGCGGGUGAUGGCGUGGGAUGAGAAGUGGUUGUAUUUGGUGUCGCAUUUUGUGGAGAGGGGGCCGGGUGAGCCGCGGGAGUAUGUGCUUCAGGGGGGGAAGAAGGACGUGACGGUGGCGGGUUUGGAAAGGAAGAAGGAUGAGGGAGAGCGGAAGAAAAAGGUGUUUGCGUCUUCUGUGUCGAGAUAUGUCUUUAAGCAGGGACGGAAGACGGUGGCGCCGGAGAUGAUUCUCUUGCAGUGUGGGCUGUUGCCUGGACGGGAGGAUGAAUUGUGGGAUGUGAUUGAGGAGAGGAGGAAGAGGGAUGUGGAGGCGGCGCAGUUGAAUAGAGGGUGGGAUGCGGUGUAUGAGGCAUUUGAGGAGGUGGAUGUUGCGUUGGGGAGCGACAAUUCAACCUCCUUGGGAGAGUCUCGCACUCGACACCCGCUACCCCCCUGCCAGCAACACACGCACCUGAGGCAUGCAGUGGGGACAAAGGGCUCGGUGUUGGACGAAGACUCCCCCGAGGAGGACGAUUCAGAGUCCUCCUCGGAGGUCACGGGGGUCUCGGCUGCUGCGGCGUUGGCGGUGGGCUUGGCCUUGGAAUACGCCGUAUAG